Messenger RNA from Darwinula stevensoni, 1843 nucleotides. The record is from the annotation of a GenBank genome assembly. NCBI's taxonomy places the organism in Eukaryota, Metazoa, Arthropoda, Ostracoda, Podocopida, Darwinulidae.
AGGUUACCCCACAAGGGGCCAAAGACAAAAUGUCAGAGUACUGGCUGAUUUCUGCCCCUGGGGAAAAGACAUGUCAACAGACUUGGGAAACCCUCAAUAGUACGACGGGCAAGCAGAAUAAUCUGUCGACAAAUUGGAAAUUUCAUAUCCCAGACCUGAAAGUGGGAACCUUGGAUCAGCUUGUUGGCCUUUCAGACGAUCUGGGAAAAUUGGACAAUUAUGUGGAGUCCGUUGCAAAGAAAAUUGCAGCCUACCUAGGAGAGGUAUUGGAAGAUCAGCGAGACAAACUGGCCGAGAACCUCUUGGCCAACGGAGUUGAUCUCCCGAAUUACUUGACCAAGUUCCAGUGGGACAUGGCCAAGUAUCCAAUCAAACAAUCACUGAAGAGCAUUGCUGAUAUCGUCAGCAAGCAGGUCACCCAGAUUGAGGCAGACCUCAAGACCAAGUCUGCAGCUUAUAAUGCAUUGAAAGGAAGUCUUCAAGCCAUGGAGAGGAAGCAAACAGAGAUCAGUAUUGAGAGACAGUUUGCCCUGGUUGCACACAGGGGGAGUCUGCUGGCCCGAAACCUUGGGGAUCUGGUGAAGAAGGAAGACUUUGUCUUGGAUUCUGAAUACCUGACCACCCUUCUGGUUGUUGUCCCCAAGACUUAUUACAACGAUUGGUACAACAAGUACGAGCGAUUGACCGACAUGGUCGUCCCACGUUCCACGAAGCUCAUCUUUGAAGAUCAGGAGAGUGGACUGUUCACGAUUACCCUCUUCUACAAGGUCAUCGAUGAGUUCAAACACCAUGCCAGGGAGAACAAGUUUAUUGUUCGUGACUUUGUUUACAAUGAGGAAGAGCUGACAGCUGGCAAGAAUGAGCUUACAAAGCUGGCUACUGAUAAGAAGAAACAGUUUGGCCCCUUGGUCAGGUGGUUGAAAGUGAACUUCAGUGAGUCUUUCACUGCCUGGAUUCAUGUCAAGGCCCUCAGAGUCUUUGUUGAAUCUGUGCUAAGGUAUGGACUGCCAGUGAAUUUCCAAUCGAUGUUGUUGUACCCCAACAAGAAGUCAAAUAUUAAGCGGCUUCGGGAGGUCCUCACUCAACUGUACAGUCACUUGGACAGCAGUGCUGGGACAGGAGGAGGGAAUCAGCAAUCUGAUGUGGUUGACAUUCCUGGUCUCACAGGCCUGGGACAGACUGAAUACUAUCCUUAUGUCUUCUACAAAAUCAAUUUGGACAUGGUGGAAGGGUUACAGGUGAAACCCUCCUGAAUGCACACAUUCCGCCUCAGCCAUUCUCUUAUUUCUCUUGCUAAUACUUUGCAGUUAUGAAGAACUCUUUAGGUCAAUCCCUUGAAUCUAACCAGGCACAAGUGGACUAUUAACUUCUUUUCUUCACAGUUCUCCUGUCUCUUGCAGUCUUUCACUUUCUUACAUUCCACUUUUGACAUUGGCUGCAAUGGCAUUGCUAGUCAUGUGAUUUCCAGGUUUUGUCCUUUGUGAAACUGGCAGGUAAGGACAACCCCUGCCACAAGACCUAAGCUUUGUGGCAGGACUAAGGUGGAAUCUCCAUCAAAGCAUUCAGAGAUCCAUUACCCCAGUGGUAGUCAAUUGUUCAUCCCAUGUGAAUCCUCAUCCCCCAUCCAUUGACUACACUUGCCAGAUCCUUGUCCCUUGGCUCCACUUUCACCCCCAGUGAAUCCAUCAACUUUGCCCUCAAUCCUGUACCCCAUCCAUGAGUAGAACAUUCAUCUGAUAGAGAAAUGUCUUAUUUAUAUGUUGUCGUCAUAGUGAAUAUAUGAUACAUAUUAUGCCAGUAAUUGGUAGUGAAGUUAACUGAAAUAAAAAUGUGCAAUUUGGAA